AUGUCGAGCGUCAAUUCUCCAAUCGUGGCAGAGGUGCUGGAUCACCGCCCGCCCCCCGAUGCGUCGUCCAACAACGCAGGCGCAUCGGGGAAUGGCAGUCGAAGUGUUUCACCUCCACCCCAGAACACCACCGUGCUGCCCUCCGAAACAAACUCCCAGUCACAACCCAUGACCGCCACCGCCUCCCCCUCCUCCUCUUUACUGCAGCCCGCCCUUGACAAUGCCGAUAAUGCCGCAUCUGGCUACGGGACACGCUCGAGAAAUAGGACAGGUGGCUCCCGCCCCAACUAUGCAGAAGACAAGGAGAUGGACCUAGAAAUCGAGGCCUCGUCCAAGCCCAGCCGGUCAAGCAAACGCUCUGCUGCUGCAAGCGAACAACUGCCUGGGGGUGUUGGAGUUGCAUCUGAGAACGGCAGCACCCUGUCCGACAAACCCGCCGACAACGUGCCCGCAGCCAUAGCUGCGCCAGUGGACGCAUCCACGCCCACGCCCGCGCCUGCACCUUCGAAGAAGAGGAAACACCCUGGCAGCAAUCAUACUGUGGCCGCUACCCCUUCGUCAGCGAGCAAUUCCCGUGCAAAACCUAUGCUUUCCGUCCCCUUCAAAGGCUAUGUCGAGACAAACAUGAUGAGUUUCCAACGCGGUGGGAGCAGGUUGAACGGAAAGAAGCAACUGGUCGCGGAUGAUGGCACGACGAUUCAGGCUAAUGACCAUGUCUACUUGAUCUGCGAGCCGCCUGGGGAACCUUACUAUCUCGCACGAAUCAUGGAGUUCUUACAUGCGAAGAACGACCCCGAAGGUCUUGUCGAUGCCAUCCGAGUGAAUUGGUACUAUAGACCGAAAGACAUUGCUAGGAGGGUCCAAGACACAAGAGUCGUAUUUGCUUCGAUGCAUUCAGACACCUGUCCUCUUACCUCUCUUCGAGGGAAAUGCAGUAUACGCCAUCUCGCCGAGAUAUCUAAUAUGGACGAAUACCGUAGCCACCCAGAUUCCUUCUGGUUUGACAAACUGUAUGACCGAUACAUGCACCGAUACUAUGAGGUCAUUCCUACCAGCAGGGUUGUCAAUGUACCUCAGCAUGUGAAAACGGUACUCGACUCGCGAUGGAAGUUUGUCUUGGUCGAAAUCGGUCGAGGUCGGGAGUUGACCAGCGAGAGCAAGAAGUGUACAAAAUGUGAACAAUUUGCCAGCAACCAUGACUCGGUCGAUUGCGCUGUUUGCAAACGAACGUACCACAUGCAGUGUGUCAGACCACCGCUACUCAAAAAGCCUGCUAGGGGAUUUGCUUGGGCUUGUGCUGCCUGUAGCCGAGCACAGGAGCUCAGGAUGGAUUCCCGAAGCACGCCCUUGGGCUCUGAGGUCGGACUGGGCACCGAUGAUGAUCCGAUGGACGAGGACGACGAUGAAAACCAUGUCAAGGCAACGCGUGAGAGUAGCGCUGUUCCUGAACAUCAUCCAGAACCCACUCAAGAACAGAUUGCGCAAGCGAACCUGUGGCCGUGGCGCUAUCUCGGAAUCCAUUCACGAGUUGAAGACGCUCUGGAUUAUGAUGACCGGAUAUACCCUCGAGCUAGUUCUCGACUUGGUCCUCGUCAUCAAGCCAAUGUCAAUAUUUGGCAUGGACGUCCUGUGGAAUUGGUGAAGCCCGCCGAAAUCAAGAAGAAGUACAAAAAUGCGCACCAUAUCAAAGGCGCCAAAGGAUCCAAGGAUACUGGCACCGAUACGGACCGAGAUCAGAGUCACAAACGUCCCAAAUGGGUUAUUGACGAGCCUGUCGGCUACAUUGCUAGAGGGCAGGACGAGCCUGUUGAGAUCAAGGGUAAAAAGGAACAUACCGCUCAACUACUGUUCAAGAUGCCAGAAUCGGACCAGUUGUCAGAGAGGGGUGACAGCAGCGUAAGACCAGAGGACGCGGAGCAGUUGGUGGACGACUACAUGAAAAGAGUCAAACCGAUUGCAGCGAAGUAUAAUUUGCUCGAUUCGUCUGUGGAUUUCCUCACCAAGGCAAUUGAGAAGUUGCAAGAACACAAUUACGAUGUCGAAAAGGCGCUUAAAUCGAUGACAGAACUCACCCCGAGGGGCGACCUAAAACAGCCUGAACUCACCCGAGAAGAGCUCAAGCGUUUCGAGGAAGGCGUGGCCAAGUAUGGGAGUGAACUCCAUGCUGUGGCCCGGCAUGUCGGCAACAUCAAAGAGUCCCGAAUUGUCCGUUUCUACUACAUGUGGAAGAAGACUGAUAGAGGCCGGCAGAUCUGGGGCAGUUUUGAAGGAAGGCGCUCGAAGAAAGAAACCAAACGGGCGGACAAAGAUGGCAAUACCAGCAAGCUACUCGACGAUGUUGCCGACGACCACGAUGAUUCGGCCUUCGACGACGAAAAGGCGGCACAGAAGAAACGUGGAUUUUCCUGCAAAUUCUGUGGUACGCACCAUUCUCGGCAAUGGCGACGUGCGCCAGCAACAGCACCGGGCACCCUCGUUCCCAAAGAUGCAGCUUCACGGAACAGCAAAGACAAGAGCGGUUGGUGUACAUUGGCCCUGUGUGGGAGAUGUGCCUACCUCUGGCGCAAAUAUGCCAUCCAGUAUGAGGACAUCGAAGAAGUAUCCAAGAAGAUUGCCGCUUCGGGGAGCAGGGCGGCUAAACGAAAAGUCGACGAAGAGCUUCUUCGGACCAUUCUCGAAGCACAUCAGAUGUCAGGAGAUCCUCUCCCACCCAAAGCGGUAGAUGAGGUCAAUAAAGCUGGUCUCGAGGUCCCGCAAAACAUCAUCCAACCCGAAGAGCCGCCAAAGAAGAAAGGCAAGACAGAAAAAGAUGGGGCGCGUGCUACUCCAGAUGCUGUACCGGAGAAGAAGAAGGCGCCUGAGAAACCGCAAGAGCCGCCUCCGAUCGAACCGGACCCCCCUAAGGUCAAAAUCCAUCCGUGUGCUGUGUGCCGCGUCAUUGAUGUGCCUGGCCAGGAGCUCCUCAAGUGCCGGGACUGCAGACUUCAUGUCCAUGGUUCAUGUUAUGGUGUCGGGCACAAGACCAACACCAAGCCAUGGUUUUGUGACAUGUGCAGGAACGACCACAAUCUUCAGGUGUCUACAACCUAUGAAUGUGUGCUCUGUCCUGUCAAGUAUACCGCCCAGGAGCUGAUGGAACCUCUGAGAUCUUCGCAUAAGAAGAAGACGGACCGAGAGCGCGAGAAGGAACGGAUCGAGCGAGAGAUCAUUCAAGAAGCGAGCCGAAGGUGGCGCAUGGAGCAAGAAGCAGCCGGACGUCCUGUCAACCCUCGCGAAGCCCUCAAAAGAACGGCCUGGAACAAUUGGAUUCACAUCACCUGCGCUCUAUGGACUAAAGAAAUCAAGUUUGGCAACUCUGAACUGCUUGACGAUGCCGAAGGUGUGGGAUUCAUUCCACCGGAACGAUUCGAGCCUAUUUGCAAGAUUUGCAAAGUCUCUGGAUUGCCGACCGUCAAAUGCCACCUGGCCAAUUGCAAUAAUCACUUCCACGUCGGCUGUGCACAUCAAGCGGAAUACAUUUUCGGCUUCGACGUGCAACCGGUCAAGGGCAGUCGACGCGAUUCAGUCAACAUCAUGAAACUCGACUCGGAAAGUGGACAAGUCAACGCAGCCAUCUGGUGUCCGAACCAUGCGCCUGCGACCAAAUUCCACAGCAUGCUGGAGAUCACCGAAGGUGGACUGACCGCACUGCAAUUGUUCGCUCGGACGUAUAAGCAGGUAGACAACUCUGUCACUGGGACAGUACGACGGGCAGCCCAAUUUACGACCAAUCUUGCAAGCUCAGCGCCGGCGGUUCAGCCUCCUCAGAGACGCCCUAGUACCGUCAAUGGGCGGCCAAACGGUACCUUCGCGCACCCGGAAGGCCCUGGUAGUACGAGCCUAAGAGGUUCGCCCGCAGCGCAGUCGCCACUCGACUCAGACGAAGGGCCGAGCGAGUCUAGGACGAAUGAAAGCUCAAAGGACAAAAGCGGCAGGCAAAGGAAGUGUUGUACCUGUCUCGUGGAAGUAAGUCCCAAGUGGUGGCCGAUCCCGCAGGAACAGCCUCCGGUGUCGAAUGGAGUGCAUCCCGAUCCCCAAGCACCGGCGCGGGUUGAAUCUGUCAUGAGCAAUGGCAUUGUCAAGGUUGAGCCUGCAGACGGCACCGCUCUCGCAUCGAUCACCGAUGGGAGGGACCACACCAUGUACCAGUGCCACAAAUGUCAUGUGUUGAAGCGGACUCCUCCUUCGUCACCGUCUCAAGUCAAACCACGAGAAAAGCCCGCAGCGAUCGAACAGCCACCGGAGCCCGUGGCUAAUAUCCAGCCCCCUUACCCUCCACCACCGCCGAACGUCUAUGCGCUGGGUCGCCCUCCCAUAGAAGGAGCACCACAUACACAUCCUCAUCUCGCUGGUCCUCCGGCCGCCCAUUAUCCACCUUGGUCGAACGGUCCUCCUCAGUGGCCUUCCCCUGCUCUACGAGCGGCUGGCCGGCCAUCUCCUCCACCGGUCCCAGGACUCUAUGGACAGCCUUUGUACAGGCCGCCUCCACCACCCGAGUACAGCGCACCAUAUGGCCGGCCAGGCCAUCCUCCCCCCACCGUAUGGACAUCCUCCGCCGCCCCUGCCACCUCACCAUCAUGGGCCACCAUCGAUCGGUACUUCACCACAAGUCAGCCGGCCACUUUCACCUCCGCGAUAUACGUCUGA
Cladophialophora yegresii CBS 114405 is the source of this 4686-nucleotide messenger RNA. RefSeq lists its product as uncharacterized. Gene Ontology annotation, biological process: histone catabolic process. The transcript has 3 exons. Gene Ontology annotation, molecular function: chromatin binding; ubiquitin-protein transferase activity. Bases 1 to 4686 code for a protein of 1561 amino acids. Gene Ontology annotation, cellular component: Lid2 complex. The record is from RefSeq and is a predicted model, not a curated record. NCBI's taxonomy places the organism in Eukaryota, Fungi, Ascomycota, Eurotiomycetes, Chaetothyriales, Herpotrichiellaceae.